Molecule: messenger RNA, 2592 nt
Organism: Ooceraea biroi (clonal raider ant)
Lineage: Eukaryota; Metazoa; Arthropoda; Insecta; Hymenoptera; Formicidae
Source: RefSeq, a predicted model, not a curated record
AUGUUCAAACUGCCUAAGCGCGUAUCAUGCAUUAGCCGACUGCCGAAGCGUCAUACGUGUCGGUCGUGUCAACAAAAACAUCAUUCGAUGCUUCACACGAGCGCUGAGCCUAGCUCGGGGUCAUCGACCAUUGCAACCACCGAUACUGCGUCCAUCUCGACUACACCUGCGGCCGAAGUGACCUCGCUGAUCUCCUCAUCGGACAAGCGAUUGCGUUCUCGCGUGUUAUUAGCCACGGCGCUAAACCGAGUGAGCAUUUCCUCCGGUCGCUUUGCUGUCGUUCGAGCUCUUAUCGAUCAGGGUUCGGAGAUGACCUUUGUCAGCGAGCGCCUUGUUCAACUCUUGAAGGCCAAACGGGUUAGAUCGCCUAUAUCUGUUUCCGCGCUCGGUGGCAUUUCCGCCGGCACAUUCCGACACGCGGUGCAAAUUCGAGUCACGCCUAGUCACGCGUCUAAUCCGACGUACGACACCACCGCGGUCAUUCUGCCGAAGACGCUUACGUCGUAUGCUCCGACUGACCGGUGCAAUUUCGAGUCGUAUGCGCACCUGAAGAAUCUGACACUCGCGGACGUAGACCCGACCAGUUCGGAACCGAUCGAGGUAUUACUCGGUGCCGAUUUAUACAGCGACAUCCUGAGAGACGGAUUUCGUCGCGGAGAGACCGGGCAGCCCAUCGCACAAAACUCGGUGUUCGGAUGGAUCAUUUCCGGUCCCGUAGAACCAUCGGAUCCCGGUUCCACCGCUGAGUCGACGAUCUCCGCCGGGCACCUUCACGUUCAUCACGUUUCUUCGUCCGAAUCGCUUGAUCGAGAGCUUCGACGAUUCUGGGAAACGGAAGAAGUGCUGUCGCGCCCUAUCGCGGAUACUCUCGAUGAUCAAUGCGAACAACAUUUCCAGUCGACCCACUCUCGCGAUUCAGAGGGCCGGUAUAUCGUUCGGUUGCCGUUUCGACGCGGUCCACCCAUCAAUAUCGGCCAUUCUCGGACCCGCGCGGAGAGUUGUUUACAUUCCGUAUUUGCCAAGCUUAGACGGAACGAUGAUCUUAAAAAAGAGUACACCGAGUUCAUGGACGACUAUGAAAGGCUCGGACAUAUGCGACCUGCUCCUCGGCUGCGUUACCCCACCGAUCAGGUUGUGUACAUCCCGCAUCACGCGGUUGUUCGGGAAAGCAACACAACCACUCGUCUCCGCGUAGUGUUUAACGCGUCGAGCGCUACGUCUAACGGCACGUCAUUGAAUGACCAUCUCUUGCCAGGUCCGAAACUGCAGACCGACCUGCCCGCGGUCAUCAUGCAAUGGCGUCAACACAAAUACGUAUAUUCGGCCGACAUCGUGAAGAUGUACCACCAAAUCCGCAUUCACGAGGACGAUGUUGAUUACCAGCGAAUCGUCUGGCUUGACACGCAAUCCCGGCCGCUCGAUUAUCAGCUUCUCACCGUUACCUACGGAAUGGCCUGUUCCCCCUUCCUUGCACUCGGAGUCAUACGUCAGUUAAGUCGCGACGAAGGACACCGGUUCCCGUUGGCGGUUCAGGUCCUCCGGGAUAAAAUUUACGUUGACGAUGUUCUCUUCGGAGCCGACGAUCUAACUCGCAUUCGGCUGGUCCGUGACCAGAUAAUCGCGCUUUUGCAAAGCGGGGGAUUCACGCUCCGUAAGUGGUCUAGUAAUUCGGUCGAGCUCCUCGCCGAUAUCGACAGGGCUAAUCACGGGCUCGCCUGCAGUAAGGAUCUCUCCUCCGACGACCGCGUAAAAAUUCUCGGAAUCGGGUGGAAUCCGUCAGCCGAUGCUUUCGAGUUCAGAGUGUCGCUGCCUGAUAUCGAACCGCGAACCAAACGGCUUAUUCUUUCGUCGAUUGCGAAACUGUUCGACCCACUCGGCUGGGUAACACCCGUCAUCACGACUGCCAAAAUCUUCAUGCAGCAGCUCUGGAAGACGAAACUCGGUUGGGACGAGUCCAUCCCCGAUCCGCUGUUAAGUAAGUGGCACGCAAUCUAUGCGAUCAUCGACUCGCUUAACGGAUUGACCGUGACCCGGUGGACAGGCCUCUCCGCUAAUAUUCGGUACGCCGAGCUUCACGGAUUUUCAGACGCGUCCACUUUAGCUUACGCGGCCGCGGUCUAUAUCAAAACCGUCCAGUACGACGGGGAAGUACGCGUCACUCUGCUCGUCGGAAAGUCGAAGGUCGCUCCACUCAAGCCGAUGACCAUUCCGCGGCUAAAACUCUCCGCCGCGGGGUUACUUGCUAAACUUAUUCCCUUCGCUCGACGUAAUCUCGGAAUAGACGAUCUUCCGUGCCACUGUUGGACUGACUCCACAGUGGUACUAGCCUGGAUCUCUCAGCAUCCAUCCCGCUGGCGAACCUUCGUCGCCAACCGGGUCGCUGAGGUCCAAGAGCAAUUAGCAAGCUGCGAAUGGCAUCACGUACCCACGGACUGCAAUCCCGCCGACUGCGCGUCCCGUGGAGUACUCGCCAACGAAAUCGGGACUCAUCCACUAUGGUGGCAUGGUCCAUCCUGGCUUAAGCUGUCAGCGGACAACUGGCCCUCACGACCGGCCAUCCCUACCGCCGACGCCUCUCUCGAAGAGAAGUGA